This is a messenger RNA of Phytophthora sojae, 1944 nucleotides long. RefSeq lists its product as hypothetical. Gene Ontology annotation, cellular component: membrane; nucleoplasm. Gene Ontology annotation, molecular function: histone binding. Gene Ontology annotation, biological process: vesicle-mediated transport; DNA replication-dependent chromatin assembly; CENP-A containing chromatin assembly. The transcript has 4 exons. NCBI's taxonomy places the organism in Eukaryota, Oomycota, Peronosporomycetes, Peronosporales, Peronosporaceae. The record is from RefSeq and is a predicted model, not a curated record. Bases 1 to 1944 code for a protein of 647 amino acids.
AUGGCACCGCCGACUGCAGCGUCGGCGUCGCUGACGCGCGACAACAUCAAGUUCAUGGCCAUCGCGCGCGCCACGGACAAGGUGGUCGUGGCCUGCUACAUGCACUCGUCGGACGGCAAGCCCGCGCGCGGCGGGGAGGCCGAGAUGAACACGUUCAAGGAGAUGCUGGGCAAGGUGAUCCGCGCGCCGACGUGGAAGACGCAGGUGACGCCCAACGGCCGCCACUCGCUCGAGUGCGACCCCAACAAGUUCCACUUCACCAUGAACAACGACGAGCUCGUGUUCGCCGCCAUCACGGCCAAGGACUACCCCAUCCGCCUGGCCUUUCAGAUGAUCUCGGCCGUGCAGCAAGAGGUCGUGCCCAAGUUCGGCUCCAAGGCGCUGACCUGUCGAGAGAACGGCCUGGACAAGGACUGCGCCAAGCUGUUCGCGUCCAUCGCCGCCAAGUACGACGACCGCACCAAGGUGGACAAGCUGUCGGAGGUGAUGCACCAGGUGGACGGCGUCAAGACCGUCAUGCACAACAACAUCCAGGUCGUGCUGUCCAACACGGAGAAGAUGGAGGUCGUGGAGCAGAAGACCAACGACCUGAACGAGCAGGCCAAGGUCUUCCGCAACACGGGCCGCAAGCUGCGCCGGCAAAUGUGGUGGAAGAACGUCAAGCUCACGAUCCUGCUCACCGUCUGCUUCAUCCUCGUGCUCCUCAUCAUCCUCGCAGUGCUCGGCAGCUCACGUAGAUUAACGGCCGACUUGACCAUGGCGACGACCUCGGAGCCCUCGGCGACGCAGCAGGAGCUGGAGCAGACGCUGACGGACCCGCGCUACCUGCGCGGCGUGGCGCUGCUCAAGGACAAGCGGCUGGAGGAGGCGGUGGUGGCCUUCGAGGACCUGCUGCGCACCAUGUGCGAGGCCGAGGGCAAGGCCGACUCGCUGGCGGUCGCGCCCGUGUACUACGAGUACGGCCACGCGCUGCUGAGCCUGACGGAGGCCACGGCCAGUCUGUUCGGCGGCGCCGUGGAGGGCGCGGCCAACGGCGGGGGCGACGACGGCGAGCAGGACGCGCGCGAGGCCGCGGACGACCUGGAGGCCGCCUGGGAGGUCAUGGAGCUCGCGCGCGUCAUCUACUCGCGCUUCCCGGGCGACAAGGCGGUGGAGACGCAGCUCGCGCGCGUGUACACGCGACUGGGGGACUUGGGGCUGGAGAGCGACCAGUUCGAGCAGGCCAAGAGCGACUUCGAGAAGGCUCUGCUGCUGCGCCGGAAGCUGCUCAAGGCCACCAAGGCCGAGGACACGACGCAGCUGGCCGAUCUCUACUGCCAGCUGGCCAUCGCCUGCAUCUACAGAGACUCCUCGGCCGACAAGGAGAAGGAGGGCGAGAAGGAGGCCGUGCCCAACGAGGAGCUCUCGCACUACGUGAUGGCGGGGCGCGUCAUGGCCGAGAACCUCCACCGCGUGGCCAACAAGUGCGGCGAGAAGCUGCUCAAGUUCGUGGACGAGCGCGUGCCGGCGUACACUGUGGAGGACGAGGAGGCGGCGGAGCCCAAGGGGAAGGGAAAGAGGAAGGCCCCGUCCGCGGGUGAGGACGCGACGCUGAGCUUGGAGUUCAAGGGCGAGCGCGUGAAGGCGGAGGAGAAGGACAAGCUCAAGGAGGACGAGAAGACGCUGCUCGAGUACUUGGAGAUCUACUUGGAGCUGAAGGAGAAGGUGGACGGCAUUAAGGAGACGAUCGCCGGAGCUGUGGCCAAGGAGGCCAAGGACGAGGAGAAGGCCGUCACGACGAUUGGAUUCGGACAGACGGGCUCGUCCGCUAGCGCUGCCCCUGCAGUGAAUGUGAUCCCCGUGGUGAAGAAGCGGAAAACGGAGGCACCCGUAGAGAAGGCCGAGACACCGGCGGACAAGACGGAGGAGAAGACUGAGAGCUCUGCACCCGCCGACAGCAAUUAA